Molecule: messenger RNA, 1806 nt
Organism: Fusarium coffeatum
Lineage: Eukaryota; Fungi; Ascomycota; Sordariomycetes; Hypocreales; Nectriaceae
Exons: 2
Coding region: 1-1806 (601 amino acids)
Molecular function (GO): metal ion binding
Source: RefSeq, a predicted model, not a curated record
AUGUCAGGGUACAAUUACGGUCCACCACCACCUCCGCCUCCAGCUUCUUCCGGAGGACCUGCAAGCUACGGUCCUCAAGCACCAUCUUACCCCCAACAUGGCCAGGGCCGGGGAGGGCAUCACGGUAGAGGACGCGGUGGCCAUUAUAGCGGUGGCCGUGGUGACUACCACAGUUCGCCUCCAGGUCGUUAUGAAUACGGUGGUCAGCCAUACCCUCCUCAUCACAAUCCUCCCCCAUAUGGCGGCGCCUCUCACCCUCCUGCUUAUCCUCCUCAACCACAAUGGGGACCGGAGCACGGGCAUCCUCCUCACGGACAUGCGCAGGGCCCUAUGCCUCCCAACACCUAUCAUCCUAACUACGCCGCCCAACCAUACCCGCCUUCCCAAUAUCCACAGCAACCUCCUUAUGGUGGACCACAGGCCUAUCCCUAUCAAGGACCACCUCCUCCCCCGAAUCAAGCCCAAUGGACUGGCGGUGGACAGCCACCAGGAGGCUAUGGUGGAGGGAGAUCGCGCGGAGGUUACAAUGAUCGCAAUGGACCAAAGCCUCCAAUGAAUGGUCAUGGGCGCCCAGGUUAUGAGCAUGAAGCCAUGCCACCAGCCAACGUCUAUGGCCAACCAUAUCCCCAUGAUCCCCGAGCAGUGCAUUACCCUCCCCCGCAGUAUCCAGCAUAUCCUGGCCCUCCUCCGCCUUCUGGCCAUCACCAGGAUGGAUACUAUGGCCAUACCAACCGUCGAGGUCGAGGUGGUUUCCGAGAUGGAAAUACCCGUGGACGUGGAGGCCACCAUGGCAAUGACAAGUCGCGUCAUCAGAAGCAUUCACAUGGGCAAACCGAUUCUAAUCACAACAAGUCCGAAACCCCCACCUUGGGAAAGAAGAAGAAGCGCAAGACAAACACACUGGGCUUGACCCCUGGCAUGGAAUCAGAGUCUGAAGACGACGAAGGGGAAGAGAAAGUUUUGACCGAUUGGCUUGGACAAGAAACACUAAACCCCAAAGAUGUUGCCGCUUUCCUGAUAGAAAGAAAGAAGCAUUUCCCCACAAAGGCCAGAGUAGAAGCUAAAAAGAAUGCCGAGGUGGCAGAAAAUGGCGAAGACAAGGCUUCCUCGCUAGAGAAACAGGCCGACAAACUCAGACGACAGCUGCGCAAAGUUGAAUCAUCGAUUAAGCGAAAACGUGAACAAGGCGAUGAAGGUGAUGAGAUGCGAGACCCAUCUGAGGAGUCUUCAGAUGACGAGCCAGAAGUUAUGUCUACUCGUUCACACGUGGCUCCUCCACCUCCACCACCGGCCAAGAAAGCCGACGUCUCUAAACAUUGCAAAUAUUAUUCCACUGGUGGAACAUGCGGCAAGAAGGGCAAGUGCCGCUUCGUCCACGAUCCUGAGGCUCGCGAAGCAGCUAUGAAGGAUCGUGAGGCCAAUAACGGACGACUCACUAUUCAGCAACGAUUGAUUCUCAACGACAAGGAGCAAGAGGAUCUUACUGUUCUUCAGUCUAUUCAGUAUCUCCGUAAAAAGGGGUUGAUGCAACCUGAGGAUCCCGAGAUCAAAAAGGAGGCAAAGUCUGCCAAGCCUGAUCUUCCUGCGCAUCCACCCCCUCCAAGUCUGCUUCCUGCUGCAUCAGCUUCGUUGCCUCCUCCUCCUAUCAAGCGCGAGCCAACCUUGCCUCGUCACAACCCACCUCCGUCCAGCGUUCCCGGUGCCAACAGUAACAGCACUCAGGGAGUCAAACCUUAUCAAGGAUGGACCAUGAGACCUUACGGGAGCACGAGCAGCAAGUCAGCCAAGGGCGACGAUCUGCCUUGA